This is a messenger RNA of Centropristis striata (black sea bass), 1580 nucleotides long. RefSeq names its product small nuclear ribonucleoprotein 35 (U11/U12) (gene snrnp35). Gene Ontology annotation, molecular function: mRNA binding; snRNA binding. Gene Ontology annotation, biological process: mRNA splicing, via spliceosome. The transcript has a single exon. NCBI's taxonomy places the organism in Eukaryota, Metazoa, Chordata, Actinopteri, Perciformes, Serranidae. The record is from RefSeq and is a predicted model, not a curated record. Gene Ontology annotation, cellular component: U12-type spliceosomal complex; precatalytic spliceosome. Bases 193 to 918 code for a protein of 241 amino acids.
CGACGGACCAGAACUUGUUGCACCACGGAAUGUUUUUGUUGGUGCAAGCCACUCUGUCGGGGCAAUUCAAAGGAGGAAAACAUUCAACUGGAUCUGUGAGAUUGUGUUAUUAAUUACCGUUUUAUGUAGCGAAAUUACUGCGUGGAACAACGUUUUUAAUAAGGUGCCUUUGUUAUUUAAUUUCGGGUCACAAUGGUGGACUGGAGCCCGAUAGCGAAGGUGUACGACCCGCUGAAAGCCGGGAGCAUCGACGGCACGGACGUGGAGCCCCAUGACCGGGCGGUAUGGAGGGCCAUGUGUGCCCGCUACAGGCCCAACAAAGGCGUUGUUGGAGACCCACUGCUCACCCUGUUUGUGUACCGUCUGAACCCGCAGACAACGGAGGACAAACUGCACCAAGUGUUCUCCAAGUACGGAGACAUCCAGCGGCUCCGGCUGGUCCGGGACAUCGUCACGGGUUUCUCCAAAGGAUACGCCUUCAUCGAGUACAAAGAGGAGCGGUCUGUGGUCCGGGCCCGUCGGGACGCCGACAAGCUGGUGGUGGACCAGCACGAAGUGUGUGUGGAUUUUGAACAAGAGAGGACUCUCAAGGGAUGGGUCCCUCGGAGGCUCGGUGGCGGGCAAGGGGGGAAGAAAGAGUCCGGCCAGCUAAGGUUCGGCGGGAGGGACAGGCCGUUCCGAAAACCCAUUAACCUCGGGGUCGGUCCGGUGCAGGACUGGGGCGGCGGUGGAGGUGGUGGUAGAGGUGGAGGUGGAGGCAGGGAGUGGAAUAGACAAGGAGGGAGAGACCGGGAAGAACGAGGCCGACACAGAGAAGAGGAGUGGGGCAGCAGGGGCAGGAGAGAUGACCGGGACAGAGGCAGAGAGAGGGAUGACCGCAGACACGGAGACAGGAGCAGGCACCGGGAAAGGAGAUGAAGUCUUAAAACACUUAAACUGGUCCAAAAUAUCCAAAGUACUGAUUUAAAGGAAGCCAGUGACAAAGACUCCAUGCCUGCCUCAAAUGGAGAACCUUGCAGUGAAGGGGUGUGGCUAGGGGACUGGACUGUUAAAAGGAUUCAAUGACCACUGUCUUGUGUUCUCAUUAGUUCAGUUUGGGUGUGCCAUGGUGAUGAGAUGGCAAUCUGGAGCUGCCAUUCUCAACGGGUACUCUCUGAAUUAUUUCUCAGGGACAUUCGACAUGCUAUUGUGUUGUAAAUUGAGCAGUAAAAGCAGUGCAGCACAAUUCGCCCUAUAAAAUAACUUUCUUGUGCAUCACAUAAUAGACUUUUAUAGGCUUGCCAUAUUUAUUAUUUCCAGCCAAGUGAAGCCUCAUAGACAGGAGGAAAAGUAGUCUAAGACUGAAAUAUGCAUUGUGAAUAGGCUCAGAAGUUCAAUUAAAUGCAUACAUAGGAUAAAAAAGUAUAACGAUGAUGUCAUCAUCCAUUGUGAUGUGUCAAUGUGUAUAGUCAUGAUAUAUUACUUCAGUAGACAUCACCAAACCUUGAUUUACUGAAUAGAUGCAUCUACAGUAGGCACACCUUUGUUUAUUUUCUUGUUGGUUCUUUGCAAUGCUGAAAAAAAUACUGUAAAGAAAUCAA